GGAGUUGCGCAUCGGCCCCGCGCACCUUCCUAAGAUGGCGGCGGCAACAGCAGAGACGCCACCGCGUCUCCCCGAACUGCUGGAAUCGGGCUGGCGGCUCCUGGAGGAGGUGGACGCCAGCACGGAGCCCUCCUCGGGGGCCCCGGCGCUCCAGGACAAGGUCCGGCGGGGGCUCGACCUCCUGCAGCAGGCAGCCCGCGGCGUAGCGCAGCUCGACCUCUUCAGCCAAAAUGAAGACCUGGAGGAGAUUGCAUCUGCUGACCUGAAGUAUCUGCUGCUACCUGCUUUGUUGGGAGCCCUCACCAUGAAACAAGUCAAUCUCAGCAAGCGACUGGAGCAUGUGCAGAGUGCUCGUGCCCACUUCAUGGACUUCCUGAAGCUCUGCAAGAACUACCAGAUUGGCAAGUUCCACCUUCCACCAAUGCCAGAGAGUCCUAAUGAAAAUGAGCCUAGAGAGAGUACUUCCGGGGCUGGCCCAGCUGGCAGACAGUCCAGUCUCGUGGCCAUGGCAUCUAGUAGACAAGCAAAAAUUGAAAGAUACAAGCAGAAGAAGGAGGUGGAGAAUAGGUUGGCCUCCAUGAAAGCUUUUUUGGAGAGUGGCCAGGCGGAGGAGGAACAGAUACGGGAAUUCUACAUGCUGCAAAUCCAGAAGUGGAUCACAACGAGCCUGGAGGAAAUAGAGAGCAUUGACCAGGAAAUGGUGAUUUUGAGAGGAAGGAAUGCACUAAAACAGGCUUCAGCACCUCCUCAAACUUCUCAGCAUCCCAGGACUGCAAUGAAACCUUUCAUUCUCACCCGAGACGCCAUGCAGGCUAAGGUGUUAGGAGCUGGCUAUCCUAGCCUGGCAACGAUGACAGUAAAUGAUUGGUAUGAACAGCGCUGUAAACAGGGCAUCAUGCCUGACAAAGGCAACCCCCUGACAGCAGCAGCAAAUCUUUCUGAAGAGGAGCUGCAGAAAGAGCAGCAGGAGAAGAAGGUGGAAGAGGAUGAUGAGGAAACUCUACAGAAAAUUCGAGCCUGGGAUGACUGGAAAGACACACACCCAAAGGGAUAUGGGAACCGAAAGAACAUGGGCUGACUGUCGAAGGGAUGAGUAGGGCAGGAGAGUCUCAACUGAGUGCGCUCCAUGAUACAGCGGGAGUAUAUAGCUGUACAUAUGCAGGGUGGUCCUUGGUUUCUGCUGGGGGCUCACCUGUGGAAGGGGAGUGAACUGGACAAUUUGUCUUGAUUUACAUUAAAUAUCAGAGAGUGCACUUGUCAUGGAGUGAUGAUGUGGCAAAGCUUCAUCAAGUGGGGGGCCUUUACUUGAGGGAUCAGAGCAAAACUUCCCUGAUCCUCCUAAAGUCCUAUUCAUUUGAAAGUGGCUCUUUGUAUUGUUGAUGGCUGUAUUUAUUUUUCUCUAUUUUUAAAAGAAUAAAUUUUCUUGUGCUGCUUAA
This is a messenger RNA of Gopherus evgoodei (Goodes thornscrub tortoise), 1436 nucleotides long. It is a transcript of the gene IGBP1, whose product is annotated as immunoglobulin binding protein 1. NCBI's taxonomy places the organism in Eukaryota, Metazoa, Chordata, Testudines, Testudinidae. The coding region runs from base 35 to 1078 and encodes 347 amino acids. The transcript is spliced from 6 exons. The record is from RefSeq and is a predicted model, not a curated record. Gene Ontology annotation, molecular function: protein phosphatase 2A binding. Gene Ontology annotation, cellular component: cytosol. Gene Ontology annotation, biological process: regulation of signal transduction; regulation of dephosphorylation.